UGCUCCGCCUUCUCUGACUGAGUCAUAACCACCCCUCUCUCCGAGUCACCACGAUGCCUACUUCAAUACACUACAUCUACUCUUACUAAUUUUCUAGGGCUUUACAAAAUUCACAAUCAAACAACUAUACACACAACAAGAUGAUGAUAUCUCGAGGUUUGUUCGGGUGGUCCCCACCGCACGUACAGCCGUUGACGCCGGUUUCGGAAGUGUCGGAGCCGCCGGAAUCUCCGUCGCCGUACUUAGAGACCGGCACCGAUGCGGUGGCGGCGGAAGUGGAAGAGACGGAUGACGAGGAGGAGAUCGAGCAGCCGCCGGAGGCGGUGGCGUUCUCGAGAUUGUUCGCGUGUGCGGAUAAGCUUGAUUGGAUGCUUAUGGUUGUUGGAUCGGUUGCUGCGGCAGCUCACGGCACGGCGUUGGUUGUGUAUUUGCAUUAUUUUGCGAAGAUUGUUCAUUUGUUGGCGCACGAAGGCGAUACACCGGACGAGUUGUUUGAUAGGUUCACCGAUCUUUCUUUGACUAUUGUUUAUAUUGCUGGUGGUGUUUUCGUUGCUGGUUGGAUUGAGGUAUCAUGUUGGAUACUUACCGGAGAACGUCAGACUGCUGUGAUAAGAUCAAAAUAUGUUCAUGUGUUGCUUAAUCAAGACAUGACUUUUUUCGAUACCUAUGGGAAUAAUGGAGACAUUGUGAGCCAAGUACUAAAUGAUGUAUUGCUCAUUCAGUCUGCUCUUAGUGAAAAAGUCGGGAAUUACAUUCAUAACAUGGCUACCUUUGUCAGUGGUCUUGUAAUUGGAUUUAUCAACUGCUGGCAGAUAGCCCUUAUUACUUUUGCUGCUGGCCCGUUCAUUGUUGCAGCAGGAGGUGUGUCAAAUAUUUUCUUGCAUAGACUUGCGGAGAAUAUUCAGGAUGCAUAUGCUGAAGCAGCAAGUAUUGCGGAACAGGCUGUCUCGUACAUUAGAACUUUGUAUGCAUUCACAAAUGAAACUUUAGCAAAGUAUUCUUAUGCAACUUCUCUACAAGCGACAUUAAGGUAUGGAAUAUUGAUAAGUCUUGUGCAAGGGCUUGGACUAGGAUUCACUUACGGGCUUGCUAUUUGUUCUUGUGCCUUGCAACUUUGGGUCGGAAGGUUUUUGAUUACACAUAAGAAAGCUCAUGGUGGCGAAAUAGUAGCAGCAUUAUUUGCAGUGAUUUUAAGUGGCCUUGGGCUGAAUCAAGCUGCUACAAACUUCUAUUCAUUUGAGCAAGGUAGAAUAGCAGCUUACAGACUUUUUGAGAUGAUUAGCCGCUCAUCAUCCACAGUCAACCAUGAUGGGAAUACAAUUGCUUCUGUACAAGGAAACAUUGAGUUUCGAAAUGUAUAUUUCAGCUAUUUGUCUCGCCCUGAAAUUCCCAUAUUGAGUGGGUUUUACCUCACAGUUCCUGCUAAAAAAACUGUCGCACUUGUUGGAAGAAAUGGAUCUGGAAAAAGCAGUAUCAUACCACUCAUGGAACGGUUCUAUGAUCCUACAUUAGGAGAAGUCCUUUUGGAUGGAGAAAAUAUCAAGAAUCUGAAACUGGAAUGGCUGAGAAGCCAGGUUGGUUUAGUGACUCAGGAGCCUGCUUUGCUUAGUUUGAGUAUCAGAGACAAUAUUGCGUACGGAAGAGAUGCUACCUUGGAUCAGAUAGAAGAAGCAGCUAAAACAGCACAUGCUCAUACAUUUAUCAGCUCACUUCCGAUGGGAUAUGAGACGCAGGUGGGCAGGGCUGGUUUGGCUUUGACUGAAGAACAGAAAAUCAAACUUUCUGUUGCUAGGGCAGUACUUUCAAAUCCAUCAAUUCUUCUUUUAGAUGAGGUUACUGGUGGUCUUGAUUUUGAAGCUGAAAAAUCUGUUCAGGAGGCUUUAGAUCUUCUCAUGUUAGGGCGAUCAACUAUAAUAAUAGCUCGACGCCUUAGUCUGAUAAAGAAUGCUGAUUACAUUGCUGUGAUGGAUGAAGGUCAACUACUCGAAAUGGGAACACAUGAUGAGUUAAUAGCCCUGGAUCGUUUAUAUGCUGAACUUUUGAAAUCCGAAGAAGCAGCAAAACUGCCAAGAAGGAUGCCGAAGCAAAAAUACAAGGAAGCUUCAGCUUUCCAAAUUGAGAAAGAUUCCUCAGCAAGUCGUAGCUUUCAAGAACCAUCUUCACCCAAGAUGGCUAAAUCACCAUCUCUGCAGAGAGGUUCUGCAAUCCAUGCAAUUCGACCCCCAGAUGGUACAUUUAGCCCUCAUGAAUCACCAAGAACUCAGAGCCCUCCCCCAGAGCAAAUGAUUGAGAAUGGCGUGGUACAGGAUGCCACGGACAAGGAACCAUCUAUAAAGCGACAAGAUAGCUUCGAAUCGAAACUGCCAGACUUGCCAAAGAUUGAUGUUCGUUCAGCACAUCAACAAGUAUCCAGUGCAUCUAAUCCCGAGUCUCCUGUUUCACCACUUUUGACAUCUGAUCCGCAUGAGCGUUCCCAUUCACAAACCUUUAGUCGACCACCUAGUGAAUCUGAUGAAAUGUCAAUGGAACUGAAUGAAGCAAAAAAGUCAGAACAUGGAAAACCACCAUCCUUUUGGAGGCUUGUAGAGCUUAGCUUAGCCGAAUGGCUUUAUGCUGUUUUAGGAAGCACUGGUGCAGCCAUCUUUGGCUCCUUUAAUCCUCUUCUGGCAUAUGUUAUUGCACUUAUAGUGACGGCAUAUUACAGAAAUGACAACCAUAAUAUACGGCAUGAAGUAGACAAAUGGUGCUUAAUUAUUGCCUGCAUGGGUAUUGUAACAGUGGUGGCCAAUUUUCUUCAGCACUUUUACUUUGGUAUAAUGGGUGAGAAAAUGACAGAGAGAGUUAGGAGAAUGAUGUUUUCAGCAAUGCUUCACAAUGAAGUUGGAUGGUUUGAUGAAGAGGAGAAUAGUGCCGAUACCUUGUCCAUGCGCCUGGCAAAUGAUGCUACAUUUGUUAGAGCUGCUUUUAGCAACCGCCUUUCCAUAUUCAUACAAGACAGUGCAGCUAUUAUUGUAGCUGUUAUAAUUGGUAUGAUACUUCAGUGGCGAUUGGCUCUUGUUGCUCUGGGUACUCUGCCGAUUCUUACUAUUUCGGCUAUUGCACAGAAAUUGUGGCUUGCUGGAUUCUCUAAAGGCAUACAGGAAAUGCAUAGAAAGGCCUCACUGGUACUGGAAGAUGCAGUCAGAAAUAUCUACACUGUUGUGGCAUUUUGUGCUGGUGACAAGGUAAUGGAACUUUACCGGAUGCAGCUAAGGAAAAUAUUCAAACAGAGCUUCUUUCAUGGGAUGGCUAUUGGAUUUGCUUUUGGGCUUUCACAGUUUCUCCUUUUUGCCUGCAAUGCUGCUCUUCUAUGGUUCACAGCACUUUCUGUUAAAAGAAAUUACACGGAUCUUCCAACGGCUCUCAAGGAAUACAUGGUUUUCUCUUUUGCUACAUUCGCGCUUGUAGAACCUUUUGGCUUGGCUCCAUAUAUACUUAAAAGACGAAAGUCUUUGAUAUCCGUAUUUGAAAUAAUUGAUCGAGUUCCUAAGAUAGACCCAGACGAUAAUGCAUCGAUGAAACCUCCAAAUGUCUAUGGAAGCCUCGAAUUGAAGAAUGUUGAUUUUUCUUAUCCCACUCGACCAGAAGUUCUGGUGUUGAGUAAUUUCAGCCUCAAAGUAAAUGGCGGGCAAACAGUUGCAGUGGUUGGAGUUUCAGGAUCUGGAAAGAGUACAAUACUUUCUUUAAUUGAAAGAUUUUAUGAUCCAGUUGCUGGUCAGGUUUUUUUAGAUGGUCGAGAUUUAAAGUUAUACAACUUGAGAUGGUUGAGGAAUCAUCUUGGUGUUGUUCAACAAGAACCGAUUAUCUUUUCAACAACAAUUAGGGAAAAUAUCAUAUAUGCGAGGCACAAUGCCAGUGAAGCUGAGAUGAAAGAAGCUGCCAGAAUAGCCAAUGCUCAUCAUUUCAUCAGCAGUUUACCUCAUGGUUAUGACACUCAUGUUGGAAUGAGGGGUGUGGAUCUAACUCCUGGACAGAAACAAAGAAUUGCAAUUGCUCGUGUAGUGUUGAAGAAUGCUCCCAUUUUGUUACUGGAUGAGGCGAGCUCGUCGAUUGAGUCUGAGUCAAGCCGAGUGGUCCAAGAGGCUCUUGAUACGUUAGUCAUGGGGAACAAAACAACUAUUCUGAUUGCCCAUAGAGCUGCAAUGAUGAGACAUGUUGACACCAUUGUUGUACUCAAUGGAGGAAAGAUUAUCGAGGAAGGAAGCCAUGACACAUUGAUGGCAAAGAAUGGGUUGUAUGUUCGGUUGAUUCAACCUCAUUAUGGGAAGGGAAUCCGUCAGCAUAGGAUCAUCUAGGUAGGCCUUGGGGAUUGCAAUAUCUAUCUAUCUAUUGGCCUUCACAAUAUCGACUAUCUUACUGCUGAGGACGACGGACCUUCCACUUCACCAAAGUGAAUGAGAAUGACCCAGUAUUGGUUUGUUUCAUUUUAAUUGGACGCUGACCUGGUGGUGGCUGACAUUAUCCUGGCUGAUGAGACACUUAUCUGGUGCAAACUAACAGCAUGAUUUUUCGGGAGAGGCUUGUACAUCAGAUGCACAGGCCUUCUAGCUAGAUGUAUAUUCUUUCGGGGGAGCACUGUAUGUAAAAUUGUGCUUUUCUCCACAUAUAUAUAUCAUAUAUGUAUAUCAAUUUGUUAAUUAUAGUAAAUGAGUUAGCUGUAGUAUUCUGAGGAGUUGUUUUUGCAGUGUGUUCGUGUCCCUUAGAUUCUGCAUGUACAAUGUCAUUUCAAAUUGUUAGAAGUAGGAGUGGUGUAUAGAAGAGAGAGUGCAAAAGUAUGAUGUGCGGUUUGUACAUAAAGAGAACUUAUUUUUAGGCUUCUGUUUACUUGUA
Molecule: messenger RNA, 4869 nt
Organism: Daucus carota subsp. sativus
Lineage: Eukaryota; Viridiplantae; Streptophyta; Magnoliopsida; Apiales; Apiaceae
Product: ABC transporter B family member 20
Exons: 11
Coding region: 141-4334 (1397 amino acids)
Biological process (GO): transmembrane transport
Cellular component (GO): plasma membrane
Molecular function (GO): ABC-type transporter activity; ATP hydrolysis activity; ATP binding
Source: RefSeq, a predicted model, not a curated record